Uloborus diversus is the source of this 1739-nucleotide messenger RNA. Its product is annotated as PAT complex subunit CCDC47-like. NCBI's taxonomy places the organism in Eukaryota, Metazoa, Arthropoda, Arachnida, Araneae, Uloboridae. Gene Ontology annotation, biological process: endoplasmic reticulum calcium ion homeostasis. The transcript has 12 exons. The coding region runs from base 140 to 1552 and encodes 470 amino acids. Gene Ontology annotation, molecular function: calcium ion binding. Gene Ontology annotation, cellular component: endoplasmic reticulum. The record is from RefSeq and is a predicted model, not a curated record.
UAAAUGGAUUAUAUCUUGCAUUAUUGAUGCUUCAGUUGAUAAAGGUUGAAGAAGGGCACUAAAGAUGAGCACGGUUAAUUGAUUUAUUUAAUUGUUAGUUAUUGAAUCACAUAUCUUAUAGUGACGAUUGCAGUCCAGGAUGCAUUCCAAAAUUCGUCAUUUAGCCAUCUUUUUCCUGCUGAUGUGCUUUGCUGUAACGUCUUCUGUCCACCACCACAAGGCAGACAUAGAAGAUAAUGAAUUUGCUGAGUUCGAGGAAUUCGAUGAGGAGGAGAUGACCAGUACAGAAGAACCGACUGCCCGAAAGCCUGGCUCAGAGUCUUCUAAGCCGACAGUCGCUCCUUCUCGGCAGUUUGAUGAAGAAGUACAGAUUGAGGAAGAUGGUGAAGAGUUUGAACAUUUUCAGGAUGAGGAAGAAUUUGAAGGGUUGGACCAGGAAGCACCUCUGUCCAAAGGGAAAGCUGCAGAAAAACCAGAUUUGAAGAUUACGAAGGUUCCUCUUCAUCUUAGAAGAAAUUGGGAAAGUUUCUACUUAGAAUUCCUGAUGGUUGCUGGUCUGCUUGUGUACUUUAUCAACUUCAUAGCAGGAAGGAACAAGAAUCAGAAACUGGCAAUGGCCUGGUUCAAUUCUCAUCGUCAAAUUUUAGAAAAUAACUUUGCUUUAGUUGGGGAUGAUGGCAAAAAGGAGAUCGAAAGCCCUGGUUUGCAAAAGGAGUCUGAGAACGUGUAUACCCUGUGGUGCAGUGGGAGAGUAUGUGUGGAGGGGAUGCUGGUUGAGCUCAAGCUUCUGAAGAGGCAGGACUUAGUGAGCCUCAUAUCCAACAUGUUUCGACCGGCCUCCGACCAGAUGAUCAUCAAGGUCACUAUGAGUGCAGAUUCCAUGGAAAAUUUUGUGUUCUGCAUUGCAAACAAGAAAACGGCUGUUCGACUUGUUAAAGAAAUGAGUGAUCUUAGUACUUAUUGUCCAGAGAAGAAGAGCGUGGAGCGGCACGGUGUUCCCGACAGUUUCGUGAUGCUGAGCGAGCUUGGAGAGGCAGCUUCUGCCAUGUUGGAUGGAAAACUAGUCACAGUCUUGCAAAAAUAUGAAGAGUGCAUUGAUUUCAUUCAUUUCUCGGACCAGUUUUGUGGCCCAAAGAUACAGGAGGACGCUCAGCUCACAAAGCUGCCGGACACAAAGAAGAUGCUCAUCUUCGGCUUCAACAUGCCAGGAAAAGGCAAAAUAACUCCUGAAACUAUGGAAACUCUGAAGCCUUUACUGCAGCUGGUUUUUUACUCGAUUGAUAAAGUGAAACGGUUCCAUCUCAGCAAAGAGGCCAAGACAAAAGCAGAGCGCAACCGCCAACGAGCGGAAGAAGCAUUCUUGAAGACCCGCCACGCCCAAAGACAGGAGGCUGCUCAGGCACGCAGGGAAGAGAGGAGGAGGCAGGAGAAGGAGAGGAUCAUGAACGAGGAAGAUCCUGACAAACAGAGGAAGUGGGAGGAACGUGAGCAUCGACGUGAACUGAAGAAGAGGGCUCCCAAAAUGAAACAGCUGAAAGUAAAAACUUUGUAAAAGUUUUAAAUCCAUAUGUUGGAGGUUAUGCCACAAAGGCAACUGUUGUUCUGCUGUGGAUUGUUGAUUUUGUAAAUAAAAGUACUUAUAUAAGUUAUUAUAUUUAAGACUAAGCAUGUGGAAUUAUAUUCCGCAGUCAUCAUAGUUGAUUUUUAUGCUUCAUUUCAAAAUAAAAGACUUAAAAGAA